UUGUAGUGAAGAUUGUUACUUAAUAUCAACAACUGCUUUCAGGUUAUUAACAGGAUUUUGAUUGAAGCAAGUAUUGGUGAGCCAAAUAUCAAUUCUCUAAGGGACAAGGUAUAUCAAUACGCAAGAGUCAGAGGAAUAUGUGAGGAGUGUGCAGAAUUAAGAUUAUUCGAGAAAAAAUAAUUUCAAAAGAAAUCUAUAAGCAUCGGAAAAAAAGAGAGACAAUACAAUCCUUCAGGCCUAAAGAAAUUUUGGUAAAAGCCUAAUUAGGUAGCAAGCGGGCCUACAAUUUGCGAAAUAAUAGAGUGCAAGUCCAUCAUAUGCUACUGGCCUGUGCAGUCUCCCAAGAAAAUCUACGUCUACAAGUGCAAGUUUUCAGAGAUUAAUCCGCCGCAGGCCGAAGGGAUUGGCGAGCUCAGGGUUUUUCGAAGCCCUUUUGGAGGGUGAAGUCCAUAUGAAAAUAGGGAAAACAAUAUUGGUAAACUUCUGGUUCUUGAUCCGAUUGGGAUACGGUGAAGUUACAUCAAAUCUAUAAAUAGGGGACCCUAGCUUUGAUUCUUGCACAACAAAUCCUGGUAUAGUUUUCUUUCAAAGGUUCAUAUUCCUUGGAAAUUUAUUUUGCUAUAAUGGGGAAUUGCUUGAUCCCGCCAGUGAAACCUGAUGAACGUUUCAGCAAGAAAAGUAAUCCUGCGCUACCACCAGACCUUCCAGCCGAAGAUAGCAAUCAAGUUAAGCCGCCGCCGCCGCAGAGGUUAUUCAACAGGGAAAACAAUGGCAAACUAACUGAAGCUCAAGUUGAAGAAGAAGGCCGUGGCGCUCUACUGCUCCCAUCGCCACAAUGCAGGGAGGCAAGUAACCCUGAAUCAGUUAAAGUUCACAGACAAAUCGUAGCUAGAGUUGAAGAACGCACUGGCGCUCUUCUACUCCCACAUCAAGUAUUCGAGAAAGCAAGUAACUGUGGAUCUGUUGAUGCUCAAAAACAAACCAAAGCUCAAGUUGAAGAACGCGGCGGCGCUCUACUGCUCCCGUGUACUGCUUCCCCAUGAAUUUUUCCAACUUUAUGAAUUAGAGAGCAAUCACCCAAGAACCUGCAACGGGCAAUGAUUCGGUUUCAUUGUACUCAUUGGAGAGCGUUACUAUUUUUGUAGCUACCCGAUUCUUUUUCGCUAGUGUUCAAACUUUUCCAUGUAUUCGUUUCUGUUUAUUAAGAGUUUUCAGGAGUUUUUGCACA
Molecule: messenger RNA, 1228 nt
Organism: Populus euphratica (Euphrates poplar)
Lineage: Eukaryota; Viridiplantae; Streptophyta; Magnoliopsida; Malpighiales; Salicaceae
Exons: 2
Coding region: 624-1043 (139 amino acids)
Source: RefSeq, a predicted model, not a curated record